GGGGACUUUCAGUGAGCAACUGACAUCUCAUUUAUAAACAGCUUUUCUUCUAAUUGUGAAAAGUAAGUUAUUUCCUAUUCUCUCAUCAUAGCCGAAGUGAAGAAAGCUCAGGUCUUCUGAAGAGAAAAAAAGGACAUGAAGUUACUAGGUUGGAUGCACCGUAAGUUCCGGCAAAAUAGCAGUGAAGUGCUCAAGGAUUUUGCCAUUGGUCAUGCAUGUAAUUGUCUUAUAGGACAGCCAUCACUUGAUGACCAACAAUACUACGCAAAAUCAAACUAUGGCAGCAGAUCAUUCAAGCAAGCCCAGAAAGAUCACCUUCGAAAAUCUUUUGCUGGUCUUGAAGCAGCAAGAAUAGAAGAAGAAGAAGAGUACGAAGAAGAAUACUUUGAAGAGGAAUCAUCAGCUGCCAUAUCUGAGCUAUUCCAUGGUUUUCUUGCAAUUGGUACCCUUGGCUCAGAUCCAGUCAUUAAUGACCCCUCAACACCAACAUUUGCCAUCUCCGUCGAUAAUAUAACUGAAAAAGAGACCGUAACUGAAAAUGAACUGAAACUCAUCAACGAUGAGUUGGAGAAAGUUCUAGGAGCUGAAGCUAGAGAAGAUUGCUGCAAUGACUCAUCAGGAAGAAACAGUUAUGUCAGCGCAGGGAGAAGCAGUCACGGUAGCACUAUUACCCUUAGUGGCAAGCCCACUGAAGGCCAGGACACCAAUGUGAAUGGAACAACAGUCUGUCCACUCCAGGGAUACCUUUUUGGAUCAGCAAUUGAACUAUCAGAAACGACAACUGUGGCAAAGAAGGAGCACAGAACAUCACUUGGUGAGUUGUUCCAGAGGACUAAAUUAGCAGAAGAAAAUUCUGGGGGUAAAUGUGAAAAGGAUGAGAAGCACAUCGAGAAGGAAGCUGAUAAAUCUGCCAUGCAUCUCAUGAAAAAGAUAUUGAAGAAAAAAACACUCCAUGCUUCUUCUAGGAGUUCUGCAGCCACUGCUGGUGGAACUGUUGAUCCUGCUUCAGCAGAAAAAAAGCAGCACAAGAUCAUACAUAUGUUCCACAGGAAAGUUCAUCCUGAAACCUCGACAACAACAAGGAAGGCAGAUAAACCCCAAAAAAAUGAGAAUAAGAAGACCAACAAUGGGGGACACAACAAUGGAAAUCAAAUGCUCGCAGAUGAAGAUAUCACUGUACUUCCUCAGAGAUACCUUUCAAAACGAAGCAUAAGGCGCUACAAGAGUCAAUCUAACCCACCUCAAUUCACUCUUGGCAGCAGUGACUCAAAUGGAAGCAGGGAAUGCUGGAUAAAAACAGAUGCAGACUACCUUGUGUUGGAGCUCUAAAAGGCAGAUGCAGCAGUCAAGCAUGGCUCUAAAUUAUUAUCUUCAAUUAAUACUGUACCAGUGUGAUUUAUGGGCGAUUGUUGCUAGUAAUACAUGAGUAGUUGUGUUAUAUAGAACUUGAGUGGAACAAAUAAAUAAAAGAGGCACUACCCAAAAGCUGCCUUUUAAAC
This is a messenger RNA of Manihot esculenta (cassava), 1499 nucleotides long. RefSeq names its product protein LAZY 1. The coding region runs from base 136 to 1329 and encodes 397 amino acids. Lineage: Eukaryota; Viridiplantae; Streptophyta; Magnoliopsida; Malpighiales; Euphorbiaceae. Gene Ontology annotation, biological process: gravitropism; regulation of auxin polar transport. The transcript has 5 exons. The record is from RefSeq and is a predicted model, not a curated record.